AUGGACCCUACUGCAAUCAUUAUCGGGGCUGGACCUUCAGGUAUCGCCAUGGCCUAUAAGCUUAAGCAUACAUUGGGCUAUGAAAACUUCACAAUCUUCGAAAAGCUUGACGGCGUUGGUGGAACGUGGAGGUUGAAUAAUUAUCCAGGCUGUGGAUGUGAUGUUGCCUCGCAUCUGUACUCUUUCAGUUUCAAUCUAAACCCCCAUUGGUCUCGAGAGCUAUGCGAGCAGGACGAGAUUCUCCAGUAUAUCGAAGACACAGUUGAUAGAUUUGACCUACGUCAAUUCAUUCAAUCCUCAAUUCAGUGUAUUGGUGCUAAGUGGAACAAUGAUCGCACCGAGUGGGAAGUACGACUCAAAGACCUGAAGACAGGUAUAGAAUUCACGCGACGAGCUAAUAUUUUCGUGUCUGCUGUUGGCGGAAUAUCAUUUCCCAGAGAUGUUCAUUUUGAAGGUAUGGAUGACUUCAAAGGACCUAUGUUCCAUACCGCCCGAUGGGAUCAUUCUGUGAAGUACAAGGGAAAGAGAAUGGCCGUUAUUGGAAAUGGCUGUAGCGCUGCACAAGUCGUUCCCUCUGUGGCGGAUCAUGUAUCUCUCGUCAAGCAAUACGCACGAAGUCCGCAGUGGUAUCAUGACAGACCCAACCACGUUUUUACCGAGGGAGAGAAGAUGGCCUUUCGCUACAUACCAUUUAUCAUUCAGCUACGUCGCUUGUUGACCUUCCUCGAGAUCGAUUACGAAUCUUACGUAUACCGACCAACACCCAAGGGAAUCAAAGCUCGACUUCAGAAAGAGGAGGAAGCUCGGCAGUAUAUUUACAAGACGGCACCGAAGAAAUAUCAUGAGAUGCUAGUACCCAAGUUCGAAUUGGGAUGCAAGCGCCGAAUUGCGGAUCCACAGUACCUAGAGUGCCUGCACAAGCCUACGGUCGAACUUGUUCCUGAAGGCAUCGAGAGAAUCACGGAAGACGGCAUAGUCAGCUCUUCCGGCAAAUUCGACAAGUUCGACAUCAUCGUUCUAGCCACUGGAUUCAAGGUGUCACAAUUUCUGACUCCGAUGGAGAUCAUCGGCGUCGACGGUAAGACCCUCGAUCAGCAAUGGAAAGAAUCCCGAGGCGCACAAGCGUAUCUUGGGACAUUCGUCCAUAACUUCCCGAACAUGGCUAUCAUUUUCGGUCCCAACACCUUCCCCGCAAACAACUCCGCCCUCUUCGCCUGCGAAGUUCAAGUCGACUAUGCAGUCAAAGCGCUCUUCGCACCUCUCAUCGACAAGCGAGGGCGCGUAAUCGAGGUGCAGGAGAGCGUCGAGAACCGCACCACAAACGUGAUCCACGCACGGCUACGGAACAGCGUGUUCCAAGGCAACUGCUCGAACUGGUACCUAAGCGAGUUCGGGCGUAACGCGGCAUCCUGGCCUGAUACCGCCGCGUCGUUUUGGGUCGCCACCUACUUCCCGAAGUGGAAGGCUUUUAAUAUGUCUGGCGGCAGCAGGUUAUGGUUCAUCAAUACAUUGCUGCGGAAUGUGCGCAAUACUUCGCUUUUGACUAAGACUCUGGUCCUGGCUUUGCUGGCUUUUGGAUUCAGGCCGCUGUUGAGUUUGGGACACUUUUCUAGGACCACAGAUAUGCUGAGGAAUUAUGCAGUGAGGAACUUGAUUACCUAG
Annulohypoxylon maeteangense is the source of this 1662-nucleotide messenger RNA. RefSeq names its product monooxygenase. The coding region runs from base 1 to 1662 and encodes 553 amino acids. The record is from RefSeq and is a predicted model, not a curated record. The transcript has 5 exons. NCBI's taxonomy places the organism in Eukaryota, Fungi, Ascomycota, Sordariomycetes, Xylariales, Hypoxylaceae.